Sclerotinia sclerotiorum 1980 UF-70 is the source of this 414-nucleotide messenger RNA. RefSeq lists its product as hypothetical. The record is from RefSeq and is a predicted model, not a curated record. NCBI's taxonomy places the organism in Eukaryota, Fungi, Ascomycota, Leotiomycetes, Helotiales, Sclerotiniaceae. The coding region runs from base 1 to 414 and encodes 137 amino acids. The transcript is spliced from 3 exons.
AUGCGUCCUAUGCUUCUUCAGCGUCAUCCCGAACACCUUCAGUAUCUUCACGUCACACAUCAAAUAGCAGUUUCUCACAAAGUGUCGGACCUGGACGACCAAGGUCAGCUUACGGCUCACGCCCACCCUCAUACAGUCAAUCUACAACAUCAAGACCAAAUACAUCUCAAUCCAAGGGUCGACCCAAUGCCUCGAAGGACUCAACAUCUUCAGAUGAUGACGCGUUUGAUGUACGUGGUCGCCUCGAAUCAAUGGAAGCAAUGUAUGCCAGGCUCGCGUCAACAGUCGAUGGCACAGGCAAAGAUCACGAUGCACUUAGAAAUGCAGUCAGUGAAUACAAAUCUAAACUCGACGAACUUGAAGGCCUCCGAACACACCUUUCGUCUUCCAACCAGACUCUCCAAGCUAACCUAG